This is a messenger RNA of Salvelinus namaycush (lake trout), 636 nucleotides long. RefSeq lists its product as uncharacterized. Gene Ontology annotation, biological process: mitochondrial fusion. The transcript is spliced from 9 exons. The record is from RefSeq and is a predicted model, not a curated record. Lineage: Eukaryota; Metazoa; Chordata; Actinopteri; Salmoniformes; Salmonidae. The coding region runs from base 1 to 636 and encodes 211 amino acids.
AUGAGGUCAGACGGCUGGGCGGAGGACCUGCUGCCUGAGGAGAGGGAGGUUCCUCUGCUAAACCUCUACCUUACCACCAAGAGAGUGGAGGACAUCGCCCUGAGGCUCGUCUCCCUGCGCCAGGCCUUCACUACCCUGCUUGGUUCCACCCUGAGCAGGAACCAUCUGUUUGUGGCGGGAAAGGUCCUCCUGGGCGCACUGGUUCAGGCCAACCACAUGGACGAGGCCAAGUUCCUCCGUACCUAUAAGGACUUUGUGGACUACCUGAGUGACCCCUCCAAGCGGAAUGACAUUGAGAGGGAGCUGGCUGAGGCAAAGAUCCAUCAUGUGAACAUGAUAGAUGUCCUCUUUGAGCUGGUGCUGUUUGGGUUAAUGACAGCUCAGAAGUCCCUGAUGGUGCACCCUGGUGGGUUCGUGGAGCGUCUGUACGCUCUCCUGUACUCCUUCCUGCCCACUGCUGCCAACAUGGAGCCAGAGGCUGACAGAUACCUGCUGCUGCUCAAUGAUUCUUGUGACACUUUGCCACCCAACAGGGAUCUAGACACCAAUGCACUACAUUACUUUGCACUGAAUUUUAAAUUUUUAAAUAAAAUAAGUUGGCGCGUGGGGGGCGACAGGGGGCCUGGCUGGCCCUGA